CAUGGGGAGCGUCACACACGGCAAGGCAAGGCGAUCAGUGUCUCGGGGUUUAUUUCCCCGACCCCGACCAGUUUUUUAAUUGACGCAAAAUAUAAGUUUUCCUUAGGAUAUGAAGUUGUAAAUUACGUCCACGUAUGAAACCGACUAACGGGAAACGCUGCGUCUUGCCUGGUUCCGUGAUCGUGAAACUGUCUUAAUCUGGGAUUUGAAAUCGAGGUCCCGAAAGAAUUGCGAUUAGAUUUAGGGGACUUCGCGUACAUUUUCGGGACUAUUCUGAAAUAGAUUGUUGAUUUUUCGAAACCAAUUGGUUGCCCUAAAAGGCUGCUGCAGCUUCGGUGAUUGUUUUUUUUCUGUGCCCCCCCCCCCCUCCGCUGACGAGAAAUGGACCGAGGCGGCUGCCAAAUGAAUGGCGGUGGCGGUGACGGGCCCGACCCAGGCUCCGGGAUGAUCACACUGGAAGACCUGGAGUCUUUUUCGGAAGAGCAACCCUCCGAUUCGGGCAACGGGAGUCUGGAGGAGGUGGGUGAAACAAUGGAGGAGGCCGUGGAUCCGGAUCGACUGCUUCACUAUUGGCAGGACGUGGCGAGGGGACACCAAGUCGACGUGCCUCAAGAAAUGUCACAACCCAUCCAGUUGCUAUCCAGUAACAACCAGGGACGCAGUGAGAGAGAACAAGUUCCUUUCACAGUCAUUACACGCAAGGAGAAGUGUGGUGAGUUGCUGUAUGAGAAGCGGCACUAUGAGAAGGCCCGCUGGGCAUGUAUCACGAUGCGUGAGGACACUUAUGAACAGAGCAUCUGCUAUGGCUUUAUGAGGCUAAUGAGAUAUAUCUGCCAACAGAACGCCUUAGGUGACUACCUUGGCAUGACAUUGCCCAUCUUGACAGUGAUUCACACAGACGAGAGCCACUCUGUAGUGUCCCGUGAUGUAACUGUGGCCUACUACCUUCCCACUAACCUCCAGGACCAGCCGCCACAACCUUUAGACAGUGACAUUGUCAUAGAGAUCUGGCCUGCCGCUGUGGUAUACACAAGGCCCUUUACUGGACCCACCAAUGAAGUGACAAUCGUGAAUCAGAUCAGCACAUUCGCUGAGUUGCUGGAUUCCCCUGGUGUGUGCGUCAAUGAUUCUUUCAUUGUGGCCGGGUACACCAACCCUGCUCACAGCAACCGUCAGAAUGAGAUCUGGUUCCUGGAGCGAUGCUGAAGGAAUAGAGGAGCCUGUUGCGACCUAUUUGUGAUCCUUGGACCACCAUGCGACUCCCAAAAGUUCGCCUUCCCCAUCCAGCUCUGCUCAGCCACAGCCUGAAUUGUGACGUCCUGUAUAUCUUCGACCUUUUAGUCUAAGCUCCCACCAACCAGUUUCAUCCUGACACACUGCGGACAGAUUAGGGCUUGGGUCUGAGAAAACAGUCAGCAGCCAUUAUCUUAACCUCUACGUGAGUUCUCAUACCCAUCUUAAUUUUGAUAGGCCCAUUCUUAUGUGACUAAUUAGAACUCUACUGGAAGCAUCCCAGUGCCGAGAAAUGGCAGGAGAGUCCUGCUUUUAAAGAGCACUUCUCACUGGGCAUCUGUGUUGUUAGCUUAGUAGCCCUCAGCAGAUGCUCAGGGAGGCUGUGCUUUCAGCUCCUGCCAUUUGAGACCAAUGAAAGCCCCACUCAAAGCAAUGUGCUCAUCAAAAGGGCGAAAACUCGGUGCAUUCAGGGCUGAGUAAUAACACCAUGCGGAUUUCUCAGUGCUAUGAGGAACUUGCAACAACUCGUCCUCUCCCAUUGUCAACAAUGAUGAAAAUGAAGGUAGCGCUGUAAAGUUAGUUUCCCAGUGGACAUGCAGCCUUAUUCCUUUCCCUCACUGUCAUGUUGGAGGAAGGUCAAUGAACACCAGUUAAACUAGUUUGUCUUUAGCGCAAUAGCUAGCAGAAAUCAAUUUAAUUCUACUCAUUGGUGGACCUGCUGAUAACUCAACUUUCACCUUUUAUGAAGUUUUCUUUAGGUGUUAAAAGUAUCAGCAUAAAUAAAGAUUUUAUUUUUGAUUCUACUCUGCGCAGUCACACAAAAAAAGCUAUUUUUUUAACUAGAAUAUUUACCUGAAAGCUACUAUUUAGCAACAUUGCUCAAACAAUUCCUUGUUUUUCCUAGGAUCCCUAGGCCAACCCUGUCUAAUGGUAUGUUCUGGGAGGGCAAGGAGAGGGACCCACAACCUACAAAACAACAGAUGAUAACCAGAUCUCUGGAUUUGAUUGUGUAAGCAGACGGCAAACACUUAGUUUUGACUUGCAUGCUAUGCAAAAUUCAAAUACUUAGGUGGAAAAUUGGCUUAAAAGAUGUAAAAGAAAACCAACCCCGGAUUCUCUGACACGCAAAAUGAGCCAACAGCAUGAAUGUAAAGACAAGGAGUGAGUGAAAACAAACCCCACAUAACUACAAACCAAAAGCUUCGAUAUUACUUGUGUUAUUGCUGAAUGACAAUCAAAAAUGCUGUUUUGCAUAAGUCAUUUUCUUUUUGAAAGUCAAUGCAUUCCUCAUUUUCAGAACCUGUUCGUUCACACAUGCACGCGCGCACACUAACUAUUUAUCUCUUUCUCUUUUUACUUACUGCUCUGUCUCAAUAUUAGUAGUGCACCGCUGUAUUUUCAGAUUACCAUAGCUGCUGAGCAGAUACAAUGCAAAUAAAAAAAGAGAGCAAAGAAAACUUUAAUAUUCUUGGUGAUAUGUCAGAUAUUUGUUGCAUAAAUCAUUUCCAUUUUCGUCAGAACAGUUAACGUUUCAUCACUAAUUAAAGGAAAACCAAAAAGUUUGAGUGACAGUUAAAGGAAGUACUUUUAUCGUCACGUUUUGUAAUCAAACAAGCCGUUGUGUUAGGGAGUGAAAGUAUCAUACUAGCUUGUAUUUGCUUGACUAUAUAGGCCACAAGAACUUGGAGAAGUGUAUCAAUCUUGUUUUAGAUAGAAGAUCACGUCUACAGUAAAGUAGCUGUGGAAAUGCCUGUCAAAUGUAUGGAAUAUUUAGUGGAAACAAACUGCACUUUGCCAAAUCGUCACUGUGUGAGGACUUGUUCAUAAGUUUAAAAAAAAAUCGAAAUAAUAAACCAACCCGCAGUCCAUCCCUUUCUUUAGUAUGUAUACAAGCAACAGUUGUGAACUGUUUAUGUGCAAAAGGUCUCUGAACAAGUUAAACAUUUUGAAUUAAGUUGCAUCUCAUGAGACUGUUUUUUUCCCCUUUUUUUUUUAAGACUACCUUGUUAGAAAAAGAACCGCUGUUGGUGUUAAAUUUGAAAAAGAAAAAACUUCCACGAAGACUUCAGACGCCACAGCAGCAGGGAUGUGCUGUGAGAUACACACUUGUAAUCCACAAGGCCUACUCAAUAUAUAUUGAUUUUAAAAGGACAAACCAUCCCAAAUACUUAAGUCUUUAGAAUUAAUUGCAUAUUUUAUCCACACAGAAAUUGUAAGCCUAAGGAAACUGAUGACGUUGUACUUUUUUUUUAUGUUAAUCUUUUUCCCUGGUUGAAUUCAAAACAUUCAAGUCCAAAGACUUUAGUUGUAUUGAAUGAAUACAGAAUCGAUGUGAUGUUCCAUGGCAAAAUGCUAACUAUAAAUGAUCAUACAGUUGUAAAACCGUUGCAAAUUUGAGUUGACCCCCCCCCACCCCACCCCACCCACUUUGAGAGCUUGGUUUCUUGGAAACAUCAAGAUUAUUUUUUUUUGUCAUUUGCUUUUUUUUCAGUGUUUUGUAAAAGUGUGCUGUGUACAGUGACAAUUCAGUGAAGUGGGAAAACAAUAGCUUCUGUGGUUUUCUUUGUUUUGUUUGCUAGAAAAUGCCUGUUCCUUUUCUUUUUGAAAAAUAAAGUAUUGUAUAA
Messenger RNA from Lampris incognitus (smalleye Pacific opah), 3857 nucleotides. It is a transcript of the gene soul3, whose product is annotated as heme-binding protein soul3. NCBI's taxonomy places the organism in Eukaryota, Metazoa, Chordata, Actinopteri, Lampriformes, Lampridae. Bases 382 to 1206 code for a protein of 274 amino acids. The record is from RefSeq and is a predicted model, not a curated record. The transcript has 5 exons.